Molecule: messenger RNA, 2887 nt
Organism: Catharus ustulatus (Swainson's thrush)
Lineage: Eukaryota; Metazoa; Chordata; Aves; Passeriformes; Turdidae
Gene: MAP2K5
Product: mitogen-activated protein kinase kinase 5
Exons: 22
Coding region: 46-1389 (447 amino acids)
Biological process (GO): protein phosphorylation
Molecular function (GO): ATP binding; protein binding; protein kinase activity
Source: RefSeq, a predicted model, not a curated record
GGCCCGGCCCGGCCCGGCCCGCAGCAUGUGAGCCGCGGGGCGGGGAUGCUCUGGCUGCUCUGCGGCCCCUGCGGCGCCAUGGACAGCCAGGCGCUCGUCAUCCGCAUCCACAUCCCCGACGGAGCCGCCGUGGACUGGACCGUGCACUCCGCGCCGCAGCUGCUCUUCAGGGACGUGCUGGAUGUCAUUGGCCAGGUUUUGCCAGAUGCAACGACCACAGCAUUUGAGUAUGAGGAUGAGGAUGGGGACAGGAUCACGGUCAGGAGUGAUGAGGAGAUGAAGGCCAUGCUGUCCUAUUAUUACUCCACUGUGAUGGAGCAGCAGGUGAAUGGACAAUUGAUAGAGCCUCUCCAGAUCUACCCACGAGCCUGCAAACCUCCUGGGAAAAGGAACAUCCAUGGCCUCAAGGUGAACACUCGGGCCGGGGCCACCAACAGCAGCAGCGCGGCCACCUCGGAGGGGCUGCCCAGCAACAGCUUAAAAAAAUCCUCAGCAGAGCUGAAGAAAAUCCUCGCCAAUGGCCAGAUGAAUGAACAAGACAUUCGCUACCGCGACAUCCUGGGCCACGGCAACGGCGGCACCGUCUACAAGGCUUUCCAUGUCCGGAGUGGAAAAAUCCUGGCAGUGAAGGUCAUACCCUUGGAUAUAACCCUGGAGCUGCAGAAGCAGAUCAUGUCAGAGUUAGAAAUUCUUUACAAGUGUGACUCCUCGUACAUCAUAGGAUUUUAUGGGGCUUUUUUUGUAGAAAACAGGAUUUCAUUGUGUACAGAGUUCAUGGAUGGGGGGUCCCUGGAUGUUUACAGGAAAAUCCCAGAGCACGUUCUCGGGAGGAUAGCAGUGGCUGUUGUGAAAGGCCUGACCUAUUUAUGGAGCCUGAAGAUUUUACACAGAGAUGUGAAGCCAUCCAACAUGCUGGUGAACACCCGUGGCCAGGUGAAGCUCUGUGACUUUGGGGUCAGCACCCAGCUGGUGAAUUCCAUAGCCAAGACGUAUGUUGGAACAAAUGCUUACAUGGCACCUGAGAGGAUUUCAGGGGAGCAGUACGGGAUCCACUCAGAUGUUUGGAGCUUGGGCAUUUCCUUCAUGGAGCUUGCUCUUGGGAGGUUUCCAUAUCCUCAGAUUCAGAAAAACCAGGGAUCUUUAAUGCCUCUCCAGUUAUUGCAGUGCAUUGUUGAUGAGGAAUCGCCGGUGCUUCCAGCCGGGGAGUUCUCGGAGCCAUUUGUGCACUUCAUCACUCAAUGCAUGAAGAAGCAGCCAAAGGAAAGGCCAGCACCUGAAGAUUUAAUGGGCCACCCCUUCGUGCUGCAGUACAACGAUGGCCACGCUGAGGUGGUGUCCAUGUGGGUGUGCAGGAUGCUGGAGGAGCGGCGCUCGCAGGGGGCGCAGUGAGCUCUGAGCCCGGGGAUCUGCUCUGUCCUGGGAUCUGCUCUGUCCUGGGGAUCUGCUCUGUCCUGGGAAUCUGGAUUGUCCUGGGAAUCUGCAUUGUCCUGGGAUCUGCACUGUCCUGGGAAUCUGCAUUGUCCUGGGAUCUGCACUGUCCUGGGAAUCUGCAUUGUCCUGGGAUCUGCACUGUCCUGGGAAUCUGCAUUGUCCUGGGAUCUGCUCUGUCCUGGGACUGUGCAUUUAUCCUCCUGGGAAUCUGCACUUGUCCUGGGAUCUGCAUUGUCCUGGGACUCUGCAUUGUCCUGGGAAUCUCUAUUUGUCCUCCUGGAAAUCUGCAUUGGUCCUGGGACUCUCUAGUUAUCCUCCUGGGACUCUGCAUUUACCCUGGGAAUCUGCAUUGUCCUGGGAAUCUCUGUUUGUCCUCCUGGGAAUCUGCAUUGUCCUGGGGAAUCUGCAUUGGUCCUGGGACUCUGCAUUGAUCCUGGGAAUCUGCAUUUAUCCUCCUGGGAUUCUGCACUGUCCUGAGGCUCUGCAUUGAUCCUGGGAAUCUCUAUUUGUCCUCCUGGGAUCUGCAUUGUCCUGGGAAUCUGCACUGUCCUGGGAUCUGCAUUUAUCCUGGGACUCUGCAUUUAUCCUGGGACUGUGCAUUUAUCCUCCUGGGAUUCUGCACUGUCCUGAGACUCUGCAUUGUCCUGGGGAUCUGCAUUGUCCUGGGAAUCUCUAUUUGUCCUCCUGGGAAUCUGCAUUUAUCCUCCUGGGACUGUCCAGUUAUCCUCCUGGGACUCUGCAUUGUCCUGGGGCUCUGCAUUUACCCCGGGAAUCUCCAGUUAUCCUCCUGGGACUCUCCAGUUAUCCUGGGAAUCUCCAUUUGUCCUGGGACUGUGCAUUUAUCCUCCUGGGACUCUGCAACUUGUCCUGGGAAUCUGCAUUGUCCUGGCACUCUCCAUUUAUCCUGGGACUCUCCAUUUGUCCUCCUGGGACUCUGCAUUAUCCACAUAAUUUUUACUUCAUCUACUUCCACCACCCUGGGACUCUCCAUUUAUCCUCCUGGGACUCUCCAUUUAUCCUGGGAAUCUCCAUUUGUCCUGGCAAUCUCCAUUUAUCCUCCUGGGACUGUCCAUUUGUCCUGGGACUCUGCAUUAUCCACAUCAUUUUUACUUCAACUACUUCCACCACCUUCGGACUCUCCAUUUACCCUGGGACUCUCCAUUUAACCUCCUGGGAAUCUCCAUUUAUGCUCCUGGGACUCUGCAUUUAUCCUGGGAUUCUGCCUUUAUCCUGGGACCCUGGGACUCUGCCUUUAUCCCCAUCAUUUUUACUUCAUCCACUUCCCAAAGCAUCGACAGAAUCAGGAGAUUUGUUGGCUGCCUUUUCCUUUUUUAAGGAUUUUUAAUUGUUUCUUUUGCUGCUGAGCAAUUAUCUUCAGUUAUACUCUACACAGCCUUAAAGCAAGUGUUUUAUAUCUCUGGUUUUGAGUCACUGAGUGCUCUGUUUCCUGGCUCCA